This is a messenger RNA of Bathycoccus prasinos, 1509 nucleotides long. RefSeq lists its product with no specific name. The record is from RefSeq and is a predicted model, not a curated record. Bases 1 to 1509 code for a protein of 502 amino acids. Gene Ontology annotation, cellular component: cytoplasm. Gene Ontology annotation, molecular function: ATP hydrolysis activity; ATP binding. Lineage: Eukaryota; Viridiplantae; Chlorophyta; Mamiellophyceae; Mamiellales; Bathycoccaceae. The transcript has a single exon.
AUGAGACGACGACGACAGUUGUUGUUCGCGGACUCGAUAAAAUCUGCGUUCAUGCGACGCGUUUCUGAGACUGUGUCGUCGUCGUUACCAUCGAGGAGCAUCGACGUCGUUUUAGACGCGAGACAGGAGGAAGUCGUCGAGCGUUUAUCGAGUUUGUGCGACGACGACGAGAACGACGAGAAUGAUAACAACAACAACAACUACUACAACAACAACAGUACCAGCGGAAAAAGAAGAAGUAAGAAGAGCGGCGUGUAUUUGUACGGAUCACCGGGCCGAGGAAAGACGGUACUCGUGGACAGUUUCAAGGAUGCGUUCACGAACGAAGAGAAGAAAAAAAUCAAGUCGCUUUCGUUUCGCUCGCUCAUGGACGAGAUGCACGAGAACUUGAUGAAGAUACGAAAUAAUGUGCGAAAUCCAGUGCGAGAGAUUGGGAGUCGGUAUAAGAAAGCGCACGAGGUUUUAAUCGUGGACGAGGUGGAGGUGACCGACGUCGCCGACGCGCGGAUCUGGAAAGCGUUCGUGGAGAGUUACUUAACGGAAGACGACUUGGAAAGCGAGAAGAAGAACACGAAGAAGCGGGAGAAGAACGCGAAGAAGAGAAACAUAUUAGUGUGCACGUCGAAUUUUAAGCCGAAACAGUUGUAUAAAGGUGGGUUGAAUUGGAAGAGUUUGCUGGUGUCGGAGGUUUUGAGCGAACGUUUGGAUGCGGUGUCGUUGGACGGCGAGGAGCACGAGUCGCCAGAGAAAUUUCGAGACUAUCGAAAAGCUUCGUUCGCCGCAGAAGAAGCAUCGGCACGUAAAAUCGAGGGAGGGACGUCGUCGUUGUCGUCGUCUUCGUCGUCGAUGAUUUUCGGGGACGAUGCCGACGCCAGCUUACGACUACACUGGGAAAAAUUGCUUUCUUCGAAGAAUAGGUCGAAAAGACACCAUCAUGCUCUUUCAGAUCGAUUGGAAAAAGAUAUACAAAGUGCAGCGACGAGUAUCGAGGCGAACGCGAAAGCGGCGUACUUUGAUUUCGCCGCUUUGUGUGGCGCGAACGCGAAAUGGUCUCCGAGAGAUUACGAGAAUCUUUCUAAAGCGUACGAAUUUGUGUUUUUGGAAUCGAUACCGGUAUUAGACGUCGCCAUUCUCGGUGAAGACGUCGUCCGGCGCUUCGUGAUGGUCAUCGACGCUUUAUACGCGAACAAAACGAAGCUUUACUGUUCAUCGCCAUCGACGAAGAGCAUAGCCGAUUUGUUCCCGCAAUCAUCAUCAACACCGUCGCGCGAAAACUCUUCCUCCUCAACUGCAACGGCAACGACAACGUUCGUAUCCAAAACAGGAGGCGCCUCCGGGCGAAACGCGACCAUGCUUUCCGAAAAUAUCGAAUGGUCCGCCACCGGUUUAACCAAAGCCUCCCUAGCUGCGUUGUCCUCGGGGAGUUUCACGGACAAAUCCAAGCCGAGAUGCCAGUCGCGUUUGUACGAGAUGAAAACCGAGGCGUACAAAAGAGACCGCCCGGCGUAG